GCAGCGCGCGGGCGGGAGGUUUGGAGCCUCCUGGCGCUGAGCGGUUUUGCGACGUUGGGGACGUGGCGGCUGCGGUGUGCUAGAGCCUCACACGCUGAGCUCUGCCUACUGGAUGGCAGUUUCCCUCAUUUCAUUUUUAGGUUUAGAAGCAUCAACUGGAAUCGAUUUACAUUUGAAAAUUGGACUUGAUACUGUGACUUUACUAGCAAACAAGCAAUGUCAUCUAAUGAACAAGAAAGGCUCUUCUGUUAUAAUGGAGAAGUCCUUGUUUUUCAUUUGUCUAAAGGAAAUUUUGUAGAUGAAGGGCCUACAAAAACAACUGUGUUACAUGUCCGAAGAAUGGUAUUUGACAGAGGAACAGGAGUAUUUGUUCAGAAAUCCACUGGAUUCUUCAGCAUAAAAGAAGAAUACUCUCAUUUAAGAAUUAUGGGUUGCGACUGUGUUUCAGAUUUCAGAACUGGAAUUAAUCUGCCUUAUAUUAUGAUACAGUGCAUUAAAAAGAGUAACGUUUUCAGAUAUUUUCUACUAUUUCUUCACAGUACCAAUAAAUUUGAAAAGCGUUUGAGUUUUAGCCUACACUGUGAGUUGAAGGACAGCAUAAGGGUCCUUAAUGGCCCUUUAGUUUUAUGGAGACAUAUCCAAACAUUCUUUUAUAUCUCUUCCCAAACUGGCAAAGUUGUUACUAUGUCCAUUAAGUUUUCCUCUAUUGAGUGGGCAGGGGAGAUUGAAAAUGUAGGUAUGGUUUUGUUAGGACGAAAGAGAUGUAACUUAUCUGAGGAAGGAUGUACCCCACAGCCUUCAAAAUCAGAUUAUGCAACUUGGAAUACUCAAUUUUGUGUAUACUCGCUCGAAAGGGAAGAAGUAAUAAGUGAUACAUACAUUAUCCCUCCUGUUUAUACCAGUGUGAUAACAUGUGUGCAUGUCUGUGCAACUGAGAUUGUCAACAACCGGUUAAGAAUGUCGCUGAUUGCUCUUACUCAAAAGAAUCAGCUGAUUUCAUUCCAAGAUGGGACUCCUAAAAGUGUGUGCCAGCUUCCAUUUGGAGAUCCUUGUGCAGUUCAACUUAUGGAUUCAGGUGGAGGAGACCUCCUUUUCGUCAUAUCCUUUAGGGCCAGUGAUGCUUGUGCUGUUUGGGAAAAGAACUUUCAGGUUGCUGCUAAGUGGGAGAAAGUUAGCUCAGUACUGAUAGAUGACUUUCUUGGAACUGGAACUGAACAAGUACUGCUACUUUUUAAGGACCCCUUGAAUUCAGAUUGCCUCAGUUCCUUUAAAAUAACAGACCUGGACAACUUAAACUAUUCAAGUGAAUCAUUGGAUUACAAUGAAGAUGACUUAUUUGACGGCAAAGAGAAUUAUUUGGUGGUUCCACCUCUGGAAAGAAGAUUGAAAGUUGGUUUGGUUUCUGUUCAGGAAUUACAGCAGCAUCUCUUGCUUAAGGAAAAAGUUAUUUCAAAAUCUUACAAGGCUUUAAUGAACCUGUUUCAAGGGAAGGAUGAUAGUACAUCAAGUGCAGAGGAGGAAUGUCUUGCCACUCUUUGUGGUGAAGAAGAAAAUCCUGUCUAUACCUUUGAUGAAAAGUUAUCAGAUAAUUUUCAAGAUUCAGAACAGCUAGUAGAGAAGAUAUGGUAUCGUGUAAUAGAAGAUAGCUUGGUUGUUGGAGUGAAAACCACAUCUUCUUUGAAGGUGUCCCUGAAUCAUGUGACUUUAUCGCUGUCAAUGGAUCAAGCCCCUAACUCCAGCUUUCUGCUCAUUAAGUGUCAAAGUAGGGUGAUCAAGUUGAGUAGGAAAUCUUCCCCAGUACCAGGCUCAGUGCCAUAUGAAAUAGGAUCAGAGGUAAAAAAAAUCAAGUUGAGUGUUGAUAGUGAGGAAGAGGAAGAGAAAGAGGAAAGCGUUGUUUUUGUACAACCAUCUGAGAAAGAGUAUGUGCAGAUGAUUACUGCUGUAACAUCUCUUUCGCCACUUUUAGCAUUCGGUAAUUUUUGUUGCAUUGUGCUGCUACAAAUUAGAGAGAGAGAGAAUGGUAACCGUUCUGCAACUCGUUAUGUUCAGUGUGGCAGAAUUGCUUUAAGUCUAGAAGAUCUUUCAAGUGGGAAAUACCUGCUGACAUUUCCAAAGAAGAAACCUAUAGAACACAUGGAAGAUCUCUUUGCGCUUCUCGCGGCCUGGCAGAGAGCUUGUUUUCAAAUCAUAUCACCCAGCUAUGCUCUGACUUCAAUGAAGGUAUGGCUCUUAGAACACAUGGAAUGUGAAGUUAUCAAAGAAUUUCCAGAAAUUUGCUUUUGCAAAAGGCCAGGAAGCUUCUAUGGGACACUCUUCAACUGGAAACAAAGAACACCAUUUGAAGGGAUUUUAAUAGUCUAUUCCAGGAAUCAAACAGUUUUGUUCCAGUGCCUUCAUAAUCUCAGCAGUGUUCUCCCUAUAAACAGUUUCUUCAAAUAUCUAAAAUUAGGAAGUGAGGAUUUCCUAAUUGGUCAUUUGGGAUUAGCUUUGGAGAAGGAAUUGGUUAUCCUUGGUUCUUUUUCUUCUGCCUUAGUUAAGGUUGAAAGCAACUUGGUGCAGAGUUGUGAAGCAAGCAAAGAAAAGACUAGUGGUGAUGUGGCUGCUUUAUCAGACAUAGAGGAAAGCAUCCAUGCCUACAGAAAAGAACUUCAGAGAGAAAAGAAGCAAAAGUUGGGGACGAACCUAAAAGUGAGUGGUGCCCUUUACAGAGAAAUGACUUUGAAAUUAGCUGAGGUUCAGCUGAAAUCAGACCUUGCUGCCCAGAAAGUGACUGAUUUAUAAUUACAAUCUCGGCUUGGUUAUAUUUUAGAAUAUUUUUCCCUGCCAGAAUGUUUUGGUCCUACUUGUUUUCAUCUUACAUUAUAUGCCUUCUCUGUAAAAGUAAAGAUUGAGGCUUAGUGUAGAAUCUUGAAGAUGCACAAAAUAGCAUGCCUUAGAGCAGCACUUCUCACCUAGGCUCAUUUUGCCUCCCAGGGGCGUUUGGCUAUGUCUGGAGAUAUUUUUUGGUUGUCAGGAGUAGUGGCAGGUGGGGAGGGCAAGAGAGGGGUGCUAUUCAGAUCUAGUGGGUUGAGGCGAGGGAUGCGGCUAAACUUCCUACACAGCAAAGCACAGCCCCCGACAGGGGAGGGUCCAGCCCAAAUGUGAGUAAUGCCCGGGGUGGAGAAAUCCUGCCUUAGUGUUUCCACUUAAGACAUAGGUGAUGGAACAAUAUUUUGUUCUAAAUCUUCAAAAAACCUUAAGUAGCCCUUUUAUUAUACUCUGCUUAGUAAAACCUAGCAUAUAAAAAUGAGCUUCAGGGCUUCCCUGGUGGCACAGUGGUUGAGAGUCUGACUGCCGAUGCAGGGGACAUGGGUUCGUGCCCCAGUCCGGGAAGAUCCCA
Messenger RNA from Aethalodelphis obliquidens (Pacific white-sided dolphin), 3379 nucleotides. RefSeq names its product FA complementation group B (gene FANCB). Gene Ontology annotation, biological process: positive regulation of double-strand break repair via homologous recombination; replication-born double-strand break repair via sister chromatid exchange; interstrand cross-link repair. Bases 217 to 2781 code for a protein of 854 amino acids. NCBI's taxonomy places the organism in Eukaryota, Metazoa, Chordata, Mammalia, Artiodactyla, Delphinidae. Gene Ontology annotation, cellular component: Fanconi anaemia nuclear complex. The transcript has 9 exons. The record is from RefSeq and is a predicted model, not a curated record.